UCAAACUGCAUAAACCAAAUCAGCGUCUUUUAUUUCUGCAUGUUGGGUGUCCUCACAUUCGAGACACCUACUCAGUUCUGUUCAUUUUGAUUAUUUGCUGACUUUUAAUGGUUUUCUUCGAGUUCGAGUGUCCAAGUAGGCAGUUGAGACGGAUUUACACCUCAUCGACAUCUUCUGAGAAAUUAUUUGGUCUAUUAACGUUUUCUGUUGAAGUCUGCGUUCGUAAUAAAAGAACUUUAUGACACAAAUGAAUUUCUUCUCAAAUAUGGGAUUAGGAGAGUCACUGACGUCACUCAGUUGAAUUUAUCGAAAAAAGGACUAGUUAGAGUCCCAGAUUUAUCAAGAUUUCCCAUGCUCCAGCACUUAUGGCUGAACAAUAACAAGAUCACAAAGUUUUCCUGUCCCACCACCAAAUGCUGUUUAACUGAACUUUAUCUCCAAAAUAAUCAAAUUACCUCAAUUUCAGGAGCCCUGGGCCACUUGACCAACCUGCAGGUUCUCCUCCUUUACAACAACAGGCUGAGGGGCCUGGAGGAGACUAUGGCAGAACUAAGGAAGAUGCAGCGCCUCCACAUGGCCAGCUUUUUUCUGAACCCCUUCACACAAGAGUCUCGGUAUCGACACUAUGUGGUCCAUCACUUGCCUUCUGUCCUCAUAUUAGACAAGAGAGAGGUGAAGCAGGAGGAGAGAAACGCUGCAUUCCAGAUGUUCAAUCCAGACAGGAGUCGAGUGUUGCGGUCUGUGGCCUUCGGGAGAAGAGCAGAAAGUGGUCUGAUACCAGGGAACGGUGGUCCUCCUGUUGUGGGAUCUCGGACUACCCCUGGUACGGGCAUCACACAUGUCAGCAUCACCCCAGGGAAGGACAUUUCGCAUAGAAAGAAAUCUGUUGUUUAUAGCAAACCAACAUGAACCCCCUCAUCUAAUGCUACAAAUAGUAAGUCUUUUUUGUUCCUAAUCAAAAUUACUUGCAAAGUGCAGUGAUGUGCUUUUUGUAUUCUACUUAUUUGUUAUGCUGAUUCUUUUGUCAUCCAUCCAAUACAUGAUCUAUGCCAGUGAUUUUAAUACUUGUCUUUAUCAGUUAACUUUUAUACAACUGAAACAGAAGAUGAACAUAUAAUCAGAUUUCACAGCAGAAUCAGUUGUCUUGAAUAACCACUGAAUAACAUAAAUGAAACAGACUAUGCAUAUUAAUUCUUCCUAGCAAACUAGAGUUUCAGUUUAAACUGCUUGAAACAGUAAACCAACAUAAACCCCACUGAAAAAGGUGAGGUUUUUGUACACCGUGCUAUCAUUGCAUUUAAUGUAUGUAAUCAGAUAGUACCUGAGCACAAAUGUAUUCUAAAUGACAUGAGUUGUUUGCAAUAAAUC
Molecule: messenger RNA, 1368 nt
Organism: Scleropages formosus (Asian bonytongue)
Lineage: Eukaryota; Metazoa; Chordata; Actinopteri; Osteoglossiformes; Osteoglossidae
Gene: lrrc72
Product: leucine rich repeat containing 72
Exons: 7
Coding region: 352-909 (185 amino acids)
Molecular function (GO): protein binding
Source: RefSeq, a predicted model, not a curated record